Messenger RNA from Schizosaccharomyces japonicus yFS275, 1326 nucleotides. RefSeq names its product ribosomal protein subunit L3. The coding region runs from base 268 to 1236 and encodes 322 amino acids. Gene Ontology annotation, biological process: RNA processing. NCBI's taxonomy places the organism in Eukaryota, Fungi, Ascomycota, Schizosaccharomycetes, Schizosaccharomycetales, Schizosaccharomycetaceae. Gene Ontology annotation, molecular function: RNA binding; ribonuclease III activity. The transcript has 3 exons. The record is from RefSeq and is a predicted model, not a curated record.
AGAAGUUCCAUAUAUAUACUUUAAUAAGGGAAUGUGUGUAUGAAGGAAGGGCUUUGCAAUUGUAAAACGAAUUUGGGUGUAUAAGACGAGUCGUCUGUCAUAACAUAAGCGUCUGCACAUCGUAAAAUCAUCUUACAGUUCCUUGGAAUGCAUCUGGUCUCAAUUCGGGACCUCGUAUAUAAUACCCCCCUCAACCACCUUUCCUAGGUAAGGAAUCAUCGUAUAUGCACAUUUGCAUGACGAGAAUUCUCGUGUUCUGCCUGUAAAAUGCUUCUUACAGUUGCUAGGAAACGAUUACUGCAGAGUUAUUUGUACUUUAAUUGUGCACCGCUGUCGACAGUUUCGGCAAACUCUAUGAUACCGAAAAAUGCGGCUCAGGUACCUGAUCUUAACAAAAUAGCACAAUGUGUAAAGAUAUACACACUAAAAAAAAGACUUCGUCUACUUGAAUCGUUUCCUAAUCGGACGCUUGCUCGGGCUCUCAUCGAUAAGUCCUUUCCAACUCACAUAUCUAAUACCAAUUCAUUGUUAUGGCCUAUCGGACGAGUUCUUCGUGAUCUAUAUACAUUGGAAUACAUAAAAACGAAAUACCCGAGACUUCCUGAAGAAGGAGUUGCUGUUUUAAAAGACGGGUUAGCCGGAACUGCCGUCUUAAACCAGUUAGCAGCGAUGUUUGGACUAGAAACUAUCGGCAAGGACGAGAACCUCGUUGAUGGAAUGGGAAAAAUUAUAUACUCGCGAGUUCCUGCCGAGAGCUUUCGGCAGGGUCGAGAAUCAUACAAGUCAGAGGCAGUCGCACGGACAAUUCUAUCAAUUCUGGCAGGUGUUUAUAUUCAUGAAGGUAAUGCUGCUGCUCGACUGUUUGUUCAGAAUUUUAUGUUGUCUCGAUACCUUCCACCAGACACACUCAUGCUGUUCCAAAAGCCAAAACAACAAUUGAGGGCACUGUGUAGACGGCUGGGUGUGUCCAAGCCGGUUUACUAUUUGGAGGCAGAGACUGGCAGGAAAUCCAGAGAACCCGUAUUUGUGGUAGGCGUUUAUGCUGAUGGAGAACGGAUUGGACAAGGUCAAGCCAGUUCCUUAAAACUCUCUCAAUCGCAGGCCGCCCAUAACGCUGUGCUUUCGUACUACAUUUACUCCCCCUCAUACAAGACGCUUCCUAGUGAAACCCUUGACAAAGACGGCAUUGCUUACGAGCCUCCCAUUUUACUCCCUCCUGGCCAAAUUGUAAUAUAACGAAGAAUCUAUACUGAUCUCUCACGAUGUUUUAAAAGUUUUAAUGAAGUACGUUAUUUUGUUGUACACAACGUUAAGUCACAUUAAAUG